Messenger RNA from Colletotrichum truncatum, 504 nucleotides. RefSeq lists its product as uncharacterized. The record is from RefSeq and is a predicted model, not a curated record. Gene Ontology annotation, cellular component: extracellular region. NCBI's taxonomy places the organism in Eukaryota, Fungi, Ascomycota, Sordariomycetes, Glomerellales, Glomerellaceae.
AUGUCUUUCUCCGAUAUUUCCAAGAGCUUGAGCGACAUCGAGCGCAAGGUCACAAAGUCCAACAAGAUCAUUGCUAAGGGCAAUGACAUUAACUACAAGGACGCCAUCAAGCUGGGUACAAAGUCCCAGUCCAUCUGCAGCACGAUCAGGAAGGGUAUCAAGGAUUAUGGAAAUUUCAACCCCUCCGAGGAUGAGGCUAAGAAGCUCCUGACCCAAAUGACCACCGUCAUCGAUUUGACCGAGACUCAGCUUAACUCCAUGGUUGCGAACAAGGCCCAAUUCGACAAGCUCAAGGUCGGUGGAUUGGUAAAGAAGAACGUCGAGAAGACGGAGGUUGCCAGCAAAGAGCUGUCCGAUACCAUGGUUGCAAAGGCUCCUGCCAGCAUCAAGGCGGAUGCUGAGGCCCUGGAAAAGAGACGCGCCGCUGCCUUUAGCAAGGCUGUCUCCACCUUUGCUGGCGCUACAGGUGGUGAGGAUGAGCAGCUCGGCGAGGAUUCGGACUAA